UGUAAACACUCAUUCCUGAUUCUGAAAAGCGAUUUUUUUAUGAGCAGAUUUACAGACUGCAAUCUGUCAGCUUUUAUAACACGCAAUCUAUCUGCCACACAUUCAAGUUGCAUGCUUUACAGCCCCGAAGGACCUUUGGCCCCUCCAAUGUCCCCCAUAACAUUAAUGAACCGCUUAGACCUUCUAGCACAUUCUGUCAGCGGCAGAAAUAGGGACAUAUUGGACAGAAACAACCAAUCGGUUGUUUGAAACCAGGAGGGUUGAGGUUUAUGGGACUUUUCUUCUGAGAUAUUUGGAUUUAACUCAAAGUAGGCAGUAGCUGAUGGAUCUGCUUUAAGUUAAUUGAUAUGGUCAGUAGAUGUCGUCUCUGAUCAAACACAAAGCAGAAACUAGAGCGUUGAAGGUUUUUUUCCUCAGAUCAGGUUGAUGCUGGUUGUUCAUUAACGCGCAGAGACACACCUGAGCGCGCAUUUCCCCUUCAGGUUCCUGUAAAAACACAAAAGCACAAAAAUCUCGCUGCAGUCGGUGUAGGAUGUCUUUUCAGAGACAUCAUGUGAUCUGCGUGCAUGUGGCCGAUGUGGUUGUUGAUCGGACAUCUCUGGUGGAAUUAAUCAGGAGUUAUGGGCUUCAGGAAUGACUGUGGCAUUAAACUGAGCGGAGUCAUUUGAAGGACACUCACUGUGGACGGGAUGUUGGGUUUGUUCUGGUUCUGGUUCGGCUCUGUGCUCUGCGUCUCUGGGUUCGACGUGUUGAGCUGCAGAAACUCCUCCGUCACGUUAAAUGUGGUUCUGCUGGAGGAUGAAGAUUCGCCCUGGAGCCUGAAGUUUGUGAAGGACGUGGUGGAAAUGGCUGUCGAAGUGGAGAAUCAAAAAAACCAGGAUGUAGGCCUAGACUUCCAGAUCAAGGUGCUGUUCAGUGGGUUCAACACGACGCAUUACCGGCGCAGGGGUUGCGGCAGCAGUACGUGCGAGGCUGUGGAGAUCCUCAAAUCACUUUACAACAAGAGUGAACUCGGAUGUGUGAUGUUGGGCCCGUCCUGCACAUAUGCGACGUUUCAACUGGUGGAUCAGGAGGUCGGUCUGACGCUGACUAUCCCCAUCAUCUCGGCUGGGAGUUUCGGUCUUUCCUGCGACUACAAGGAGAAACUGACCCGGCUGCUUCCUCCGGCACGCAAAAUCUCAGAAUUCUUUGUCCACUUCUGGCACGAGCAUUUCAAAAAUGUGAAACCGCAGUGGAAAACAGCGUAUAUCUAUAAAAAACCCAACAACACAGAGGAAUGCUUCUGGUACAUCAAUGCUCUGGAGGCUCCGUCCGCUUUCUUCUCCUCCAACAUAUCCAGAGAGAUGCUGAGGAACCAAGGGGAUCUGAAGAAAGCUCUGGAAGAUAAGAACCGACACAGCAACAUUUUUGUCCUGUGUGGGACUCCAGACGACGUUCUCUCCGCUAAGAAGAACAUCAACAUUCCUCCAAACGUGGUCUUCGUCCUGAUCGACCUGUACAAUGAGGGUUAUCACACCAACGCGUCCAGCUUCGAUCACAUGAGAAACGUGCUGGUGGUCACCAUGCACAGCAACAGGAGCUACUCCAACCACUCGGCCUGGAAGACCAACGGAACGGCGCUGAACGAUUAUGUGGUGGGUUAUCAUGAUGCCGUGGUUCUCUUCGGCAAAACGAUGAGAGACAAUCUGCUGGCGAUGAAGAACCAGCCAUUCAGCGAGAGCGGUGGCAUCAUUGAACAUCUCUUCAGGAACACGACGUUCGAAGGUGUGGGCGGACACUAUGAAUUAGACGCCAGUGGAGACAGAGAUCUCAAUCUGUCUGUGGUUUACACAUCCAGCUCAAACAAAUAUAAGACUCUGUUCGUCUACAGCACGUCUCAGAACGAAACAAAGGUAAAAGACACGAAUCCUGACCUGUAUUGGGACAGAUCGCAGCUGCCCAGCGACAGACCCGAUCAUGGUAUAGAGGUUCAGCACAUCAUCAUGAUCGUCCUCGGGCUCAGUGUGGUGAUGGCCACAGCCGUCGCUUUCAUCUUGUACAGGCAGAACAGACGAGUGCGUUUCGAUCAGAAGAAAUGGUCUCACAUCGCCCCGUCACUCAUCACACCGCUGGACGACAAAGAGAGAAACCACUUCAGUCUGAGAAUCGAUGAGGAUAAGAAGGGCGACAACAGCGUCCAGAUACACAAGGGCCGAUACGACAAGAAGCCCGUCAUUCUGAAGGAGCUGAGAAACACCGACGGAAACUUCUCUGAGGAUCAACGAAUCGAGCUCAACUCUUUGUUGCGUAUCGAUUAUUAUAACCUGACCAAGUUCUACGGGACGGUGAAGUUCGAGUGUGGCGUGUUCGGGGUGUUUGAGUUCUGCGAGAGAGGAUCACUGCGGUCCGUGCUGAACGAUAAGAUCUCAUAUCCCAAUGAGAGUUUUAUGGAUCUGGAGUUCAAGAUCUCCGUCAUGUACGACAUCGCAAAGGGCAUGUCGUACCUGCACUCCAGUAACGUCGGCGUUCACGGCCGGCUGAAAUCCACCAACUGCGUGGUGGACAAUCGCAUGGUGGUGAAGAUCACUGACUUCGGCUGUAACACCAUCCUCACGCCCGGGAAAGACCUGUGGACAGCGCCGGAGCACAUGCGUGUUCAGGGAAUUUCUCAGAAGGGCGACGUCUACAGUUUUGCAAUCAUCUCGCAGGAGAUCAUCCUCAGGAAGAGCACGUUUCACACAAGCUAUUGCUCCGACACGGCAGAGAAAAUCUAUUGCGUUCAGUAUCCACGGGGUCCGAACGUCUUCCGACCGGAUCUGAGUUUUGAGUCCGUUGGAGAAACUGAAGCAGAGCUGUUCGUGUUGAUCAAGAGCUGCUGGGAGGAGGAUCCAGAGAAGCGUCCCGACUUUAAGCGGAUUGAGGGCGCUCUGGGGAAGAUCUUCAGUAACUUUCAUAACCAGGCCAACGCCAGCUACAUGGACAACCUGAUCCGCCGGCUGCAGAUGUACUCCAGGAACCUGGAGCACCUGGUGGAGGAGAGAACGGCUCUGUACAAGGCCGAGAGAGACCGAGCUGAUCAGCUCAACUUCAUGCUGCUGCCGGGGCCGGUGGUGCGUUCGCUGAAGGAGACGGGUCGUGUGGAGCCGGAGCUGUACGACGAGGUCACCAUCUACUUCAGCGACAUUGUGUGCUUCACGACCCUCUGCCAUCACAGCACGCCCAUGGAGGUGGUGGACAUGCUGAACGACAUCUACAAGAACUUCGACAGCAUCCUCGACCACCAUGACGUCUACAAGGUGGAGACCGAUUCGGUGACGCGUACAUGGUGGCAUCCGGUCUGCCGAAACGCAACGGGAACAGACACGCGGUGGACAUCUGUCUUAUGGCUCUGGACAUCCUGGAGUUCAUGGGGACGUUCCAGCUGAGACACCUUGCCGGGAAUCCCACUGUGGAUCCGUAUCGGGAUCCAUUCAGGUCCAUGUGCGGCUGGUGUGGUGGGUAACAAGAUGCCGCGUUACUGUCUGUUUGGGGAUACGGUCAACACAGCGUCACGGAUGGAGUCUACAGGCCUGC
This is a messenger RNA of Megalobrama amblycephala (Wuchang bream), 3552 nucleotides long. It is a transcript of the gene gucy2ca, whose product is annotated as guanylate cyclase 2Ca. Gene Ontology annotation, molecular function: guanylate cyclase activity; peptide receptor activity; protein kinase activity. The coding region runs from base 690 to 3404 and encodes 904 amino acids. Gene Ontology annotation, biological process: intracellular signal transduction; receptor guanylyl cyclase signaling pathway; protein phosphorylation. The transcript has 24 exons. Lineage: Eukaryota; Metazoa; Chordata; Actinopteri; Cypriniformes; Xenocyprididae. The record is from RefSeq and is a predicted model, not a curated record.